AUGCUCCUCCCCCCUGCACCUACUACUACUACUGCUGCUACUGCACUGCCUAUUACUAGGCCUGCUGCUGCCACCCCUACUAGGCCUGCCACUACUACCCCUAUUACUACUACUACUACUACUACUACUACUACUACUACUACUACUACUACAGCUCCUCCUACCUCUCUCUCCCUUAUGCCUGUGGGGGCCUUCCUCCCCCUAUAUAGGGUUAUUUACAGCCUCUUCUUUAUUAACCUAAUAAGA
Molecule: messenger RNA, 246 nt
Organism: Aspergillus clavatus NRRL 1
Lineage: Eukaryota; Fungi; Ascomycota; Eurotiomycetes; Eurotiales; Aspergillaceae
Exons: 1
Source: RefSeq, a predicted model, not a curated record